Molecule: messenger RNA, 1774 nt
Organism: Papaver somniferum (opium poppy)
Lineage: Eukaryota; Viridiplantae; Streptophyta; Magnoliopsida; Ranunculales; Papaveraceae
Product: salutaridinol 7-O-acetyltransferase-like
Exons: 2
Coding region: 65-1387 (440 amino acids)
Source: RefSeq, a predicted model, not a curated record
UUGAACUUGGUACAAAUACAGUAGUCUAGUUUUGAAACUGUCGUUAGUCUUCUUCUACAGAAUCAUGAAGGUCGAAAUUGUUUCGAAAGAGAUCAUCAAACCUUCAUCACCGAUCCCUCACUACCUUAGAAAUUUCAAACUCUCUCUUCUGGAUCAACUUCUUCCUCCUCUUUAUGUACCCAUUGUUAUUUUUUACUCGGAUGAUGAUGAUGAUCAUCAUCCCUUUUCGAGUCAUGGCAGUCAAUGUAGAAAAUCAGAUAUUCUCAAGAAAUCAUUAUCUGAAACCCUAACUAAGUUCUACCCUAUCGCUGGUAGAAUCAAAGAUAACAUCUUAGUUGAUUGUACAAAUGAAGAUAUCAAUGGUGCUGCGAAACAAGCUCAGUUAGUUGUUCAGGUGAAUAUGUUCGAGUGCGGCGGAGUAGCCAUUAGUGUGUGUUUAUCCCACAAGGUGGUCGAUGCUUGCACAGCCAUGACAUUCUUAAACGCAUGGGCGGCCAAUGCUCGUGGUGUACACGCCGAGGAGAUUGUUUAUCCAACUUUUGAUUCGUCAUCCAUCUUCCCAGCACUACCUAUGGAGAGACAAGUACCACCAUUUGAACCUGAUGAUGUGGUUAAAGGAGAGAAUGUCAUAACAAAAAGGUUUAUAUUCUGUGCGGCCGGAGUAGCUUCCCUCCGUGAAAAAAUUGCAGCGUCAAGAAGUGGCAGCUCUGUGUUUUCAAAAUACCCAACUCGUGUUGAGGCAAUAUCCGCACUGAUUUGGAAGACCUUUAUAGAUAUUGGUAGAGUCAAAAUGCGUCGCAGUUCUCCGCCAUCUACGAAAACACCGGUGGCCCUCAAAUCCUUAUUGAACUUUGCUGUGAAUUUGAGAACGAGGUUAGAUCCACCAUUGCCUCAAGCAUCAUUCGGGAAUGUCAUAAUGGAUUCAACAGCGGAAUCAAUUACUACUGCAACGGGUAAUGACGACGAGGAGAGUAGCAAGGAUUUUGCAAAGACAUUAGAUGGAUUAGUAGGACAGCUAAGGGCAGCAAUCAACGAGAUCAAUGGUGACUACAUAAGAAAAUUAAAAGAUGGUGAUACUGAUUUCUUAAAGUCAAUCGGAAACUCGUCUCAUCUCAGAAAUAUCAGCGCCGGCGGUGAUGAUGAUGGGGGUAUCAAAGUUCAGGUAUGUUGGAUUAGUAGUUUGAGUAGGUUUCCAUUCUAUGAAACUGAUUUUGGUUGGGGAAAACCAUGUUGGAUAGCUUGUAAUACUACUGGUGAAUACAAAAACUCUCUUUUGAUCAUGGACACAAAAUGUGGUACGGGAAUAGAAGCCUGGGUAAGUUUAGAAGAGGAAGACAUGUCAAUAUUCGAGGAAAAUCAUCAACUGUUGCAUUAUGCUAAAACUUAAUUGCAGACAUUAAGUGCGCGGUUCAGUGUUCAUCAUAUUCACGACUCAAGGCUAGUAAAAAGUUUGUCUAAUACUAGCAUUUUCUUGGCGUACUAACAUUAAAGUUUGGUGAACUUUUUAAGUUGUAACUGUACGCAUUAACUAUUUUCGUCAUGUUUAUAGAUUAAUGCAAUGGUGGUGACUUCAAAUCUGCUGAUGAAGUUUGCAAGAUUUCAAAAUAUUAUCUUAAGCUCGUAAUGGCUUGUGUCCAAAGUGAGCUGCUUAUAUUGACCAGGGAAACGGGCCGGCUAACCGGUUCUCAGUGCCUUAUAAUUACAUUGAAUCCCGUAGUACGUCUCUUUAGUCCAAUUUCCUAAUUACAAGCUCAAUUACCUACAAUUUGUUAUC